Messenger RNA from Trematomus bernacchii (emerald rockcod), 4694 nucleotides. Its product is annotated as disco-interacting protein 2 homolog A-like. Lineage: Eukaryota; Metazoa; Chordata; Actinopteri; Perciformes; Nototheniidae. The transcript is spliced from 20 exons. Gene Ontology annotation, cellular component: cell surface. Bases 1 to 3006 code for a protein of 1001 amino acids. The record is from RefSeq and is a predicted model, not a curated record.
AUGAAAACCCCGCCCCUCGCUCUGUGUGCUAAAGACCAACAGACUGGGCAGUGCUCGGACUGUCGAUGCAGCCUUCCACAGCUGGACUCUGACACAACCUCCACUUCCUCCCCUCCUUCCAAGUGUGCAUCCUGCCAGGCAGGCAGCAGCCUCCCUAACGGACGGCGCCCACACCGCCGCCUCCGCCUGGACCCUCACAGCUGCAGCCUGUGCUCCAAAACAUUCAUCUCCUCCGCCCACCUGACCCUUCACCUGGCAUCCCACAACAAGGAGAGGAAAUUCAGAUGUAUCACCUGCAGCAAGUACUCCCACCUGAUGGCACACAAGAUAAUACACAGCGGGCCAUUUAAAUGCUCGGAGUGUGGCAAGACCUUCGGCCGGGCCUCACAUCUGAAGACCCACCAGCGGCUCCACACAGGCGAGAAGCCCUUCAAGUGCACCUACUGUGACAAGUCGUUCACACAGAAGGCUGGGCUCCUGGCUCAUGUUCGCCUACACACAGGGGAGCGGCCGUAUAAGUGUGAGCAGUGUGGGGCCGGUUUUCGCUCUCUGCCCUUCCUGCUCUCUCACAAGGCUGAGGAAGCGUCGGGAAAGGUCAAACCUGUGCCAGCGCCAGCUCCGGCACAGACACCGAGUAGCAGCGAGGAUCUGAAGUGUGGGGUCUGCUGCCGCACCUUUGUACGAUCAUCAUACAUCAGGCUGCACAUACGCCUCAACAAAGGACAGCGGCCUUAUCACUGCAAAGUGUGCAACAAGACCUUUGUCAAGCUGGAUACAUUUGUGAACCUGAUAGCAGUGUUCUCUGUGUCCGUGCUGCAUGACGAGAGGAUCGUUGUUGUUGCGGAGCAGCGGCCGGACGCCUCUGAAGAAGACAGCUUCCAGUGGAUGAGCCGAGUCCUUCAGGCCAUAGACAGCAUCCACCAGGUGGGGGUGUACUGCCUAGCUCUGGUGCCGGCCAACACGCUUCCCAAGGCUCCGCUGGGUGGCAUCCACAUAUCUGAGACCAAACAGCGCUUCCUGGAGGGCGCCUUGCACCCCUGCAACGUCCUCAUGUGCCCUCACACAUGUGUCACCAACCUGCCCAAGCCAAGACAAAAACCGCCAGAGGUCGGUCCUGCUUCUAUGAUAGUGGGUAACCUGGUGGCAGGCAAGAGGAUAGCACAGGCCUGUGGGAGAGACGUGGGCCAACUGGAGGACAAUGACCAGGCACGUAAGUUCCUGUACAUACAGGACGUGCUGCAAUGGAGAGCUCAGGCCACUCCAGACCAUCCUCUGUUCCUUGUUCUCAAUGCUAAGGGCACGGUGGCGAGCACAGCGACCUGUCUGCAGCUGCACAAGCGGGCAGAGCGGGUGGCCACAGCGCUGAUGGGACGCCUCAACACUGGAGAUCAUGUAGCACUCGUCUACCCCCCAGGAAUCGACCCGAUUGCCACUUUCUACGGCUGCCUGUACGCCGGCUGUGUGCCAGUCACUGUCAGACCCCCCCACCCCCAGAACCUGGCGACCACCCUGCCCACCGCCAAGAUGAUUGUUGAGGUCAGUAAGUCGGUGUGUAUCCUAACCAGUCAAGCAAUUAUGAAGCUGCUGAAAUCCAAAGAGGCUGCGGCUGCCGUGGACAUCAAGAGCUGGCCCAUGGUGUUGGACACAGAUGAUCUGCCCAGGAAGAAGACUCCCCAGAUGUACAAGCCCCCGACCCCAGAGAUGUUGGCCUACCUGGACUUCAGUGUGUCAACAACAGGCAUCUUAGCAGGGGUCAAAAUGUCUCACGCUGCCACCAGUGCCUUGUGUCGCUCCAUCAAACUGCAGUGUGAGCUCUACCCCUCGCGGCAGAUCGCCAUCUGUCUGGACCCGUACUGCGGCCUGGGCUUCGCUCUCUGGUGCCUGUGCAGCGUGUACUCGGGCCACCAGUCGAUCCUGGUUCCUCCUCUGGAGCUGGAAAGCAACGCGUCUCUGUGGCUGGCCGCAGUCAGCCAGUACAAAGUGCGCGUCACCUUCUGCUCAUAUUCAGUCAUGGAGAUGUGCACCAAGGGCCUGGGCUCACAGACAGAAGCACUGCGGUUGAGAAACGUGAACCUGUCGUGUGUGCGAACGUGCAUGGUGGUCGCAGAGGAGCGGCCCCGCAUCGCCCUCACUCAGUCCUUCUCCAAGAUCUUCAAGGACUUGGGGCUCUCGCCACGCGCCGUCAGCACCACCUUCGGCUGCAGGGUGAACGUGGCCAUCUGUCUGCAGUCCAACAGGUUAGGGAAACUGGCUGAGCAGGGCACAGCGGGACCUGACCCCACCACUGUUUACGUGGACAUGAGAGCGCUACGUCACGACAGGGUCCGCCUGGUAGAGAGAGGGUCUCCACACAGCCUGCCACUGAUGGAGUCUGGGAAGAUCCUUCCAGGAGUGAAGGUGAUCAUUGCCAACACAGAGACUAAAGGACCCUUGGGAGACUCCCACCUAGGAGAGGUGUGGGUGAGCAGUCCUCACAAUGCCACAGGAUACUACACAGUUUACGGGGAGGAGGCGCUGCACGCCGACCACUUCAACACCAAGCUGAGCUUCGGAGACACCCAGACGGUGUGGGCGAGGACGGGCUACCUCGGCUUCCUGCGGCGCACCGAGCUGACGGACGCCAGUGGAGAGCGCCACGACGCCCUCUAUGUGGUGGGCUCUCUGGAUGAGACCCUGGAGCUGAGGGGAAUGAGGUAUCACCCAAUCGACAUCGAGACCUCCGUUAUCCGUUCUCACAAGAGCAUAGCUGAGUGUGCGGUGUUCACUUGGACCAACCUCCUGGUGGUGGUGGUGGAGCUGGAGGGGUCCGAGGAGGAGGCCCUGGACCUGGUUGCCCUGGUCACCAACGUAGUCCUGGAGGAGCACUACCUCAUCGUGGGAGUGGUGGUGGUGGUCGACCCCGGCGUCAUCCCCAUCAACUCCAGAGGGGAGAAGCAGCGCAUGCACCUCAGAGACGGGUUCCUGGCCGACCAGCUGGACCCCAUAUAUGUGGCUUACAACAUGUGAGGGUCCCCUCCUCCUCCACGUGGCUCAUCACACAACGGGAGUCGGUGUGGCUUCUGUUGAAAGAAAGCGUGCUCCUCUUUCAGCUCGCAGACAGGGAAACAUGAAAGAAAACGUGGAUGCAAAAUGGAGAGAAAUCCCAAGAGAAAUGAGAUCAACACAAACCUCAUGUCAGUUUCUCCCUGCGAUUUCUCGCCUCAACAAAUAAUGUUUUAAAGAGGUUUUGUUGAAAAGAGUUUUGAGUAUGACAGAGUGUCCGUGUCCUUAAACCCAGGACACAUGAUAGCAGCAAGGUAUAACACUACACAGUUCCAUUAACUUCAUCUACUGUCCGUUUCUAUAUUUUCAUUAUUUGUUGUGUUUGCCAUACACUAGUGCCAUAGACUGACACCAUGUUAAGUGUUCGCAGAGCCAUUGCCGGUCAUAUAUGAUUUUUAUAGAAGAAAAUCCAUCUUACGUACAUUGUCGUCUGCCUGAAGUCAACCCGGAUUUUAGUGUUCCUGCUCAUUUCACAUCAUGUUGUUAGUAUUGCAGAGACGCACACAGCAGUUAUUUCUUCCAUCAUUUCAGCAUCAUUCUUUUUAAUUUGUGGUGUCAGUAACAGGAUGUUUAGAAAUACUAUGUGGUUAACGCAAUGUUGUCCUUUUCUAAAUCAAAAAAGUGUAAUAUAGUUAUUGUUUUAUCUAAACAAAAUGCAAUACGAGUGACGUGAAAGACUUUGAAUGACUGCAGACAGUAAGUGCCCAGCCUUCGGAGUCGUGAGAUGGCGAGGAAUAUAAUCGUUGCUUUCCAUUAGCAACCUGCCAAAUAAUAUGAAUGAAGCCUUAAGUGAAUUUUCUGACUCUUUCCUAUCCCAGCUUAACUUAAUUUUGUGAAGUUUAUCAGCUGUAUGAUAGGGAGGGGGAUAUGCAGAGGGAGGUAAGGUAUGGUAAAUCCUAUUGCACCCAAAGUCUUUCAUCUUUCUGGUUAAUAUGAAUAUACUUUAUCGUAGCAUCAGCCAUAACAAACACACACUCCAUAAAUAUUUUUAAAGUGUCUGUCCCUAUUGUCAGUUGUGUUGAAUGUGUGUUUUAAAGCAAAGGACUGGAAGACAUUGGAGCCGGUAUUGGUUUCAUGCAGAAUGUCAAAGCCACAUUUCGAGUGCGAUAGGGUUGAAUGAGAGUUACAAAAGUAUUUGUAUUGCAUGUCUUGAUGAAGGCAAGUGUCUAAUAUGCUCAUAACAUCUUGACCUCCCACAUUAUCACAUUGACUUUGUAAAGAUUCACUUCACUGUGUGUUGCUUCUUUUCUCUGUGUGAUCAUCCCCUCAGAAACAGGCUCCUGCCUGCUGUAAGUAUGUACAGGUUUUGUGUAAAUUAUUAAUAGAUGGAGAAGAUGACCACAUAACACAAAGACUGAAUCUGGUAUGUGAAUUUCUCCCUCACAAACAAAACAUAUUUGAAACGUGUUCUCAUGUGUGGACACUGAGAAGAGACGUGAAAAGCCUUGUAAACAUUUUUAUAGUAUGGAAGUGGGAGACCAAGCACACUCCUCGCACAAGGAGAAGACAGCGACACUCUGGGGACCGCUGAGACGUCACGUCCUCCAGAGCAAACCUUUGUUGUUAACAUGGAAAGAUACAUUUGUCUGAUAUAUGGUUAGUUGUCAUUAUUUUCAUAACAUGAUUUCUUAAUGAAUAAAAAAAAAAGUGCU